UGAGAUCGGCCAUGUUGUGUUAGCAGCUAUCUUCUAGAAGCAGAAGAACAGCGCCAAGAAGAAAAGGAGUUAUAGAGAGUCGAGGAGACUGUUUGUGCGGGGGGGGAUUUGUACACUCAAGGAGAAGUUUUUGAUAUAAGUAACGUUGUGUUUGCCACUGAAAGAAAGCCAAAGCGCUGUGAUACACAAUGAGCGGCGGGACGCCUUACAUCGGCAGCAAAAUUAGCCUCAUAUCGAAGGCCGAAAUUCGAUAUGAGGGAAUUUUAUACACGAUCGACACCGAAAACUCGACUGUUGCUCUUGCGAAAGUCAAAUCCUUUGGCACCGAGGAUCGUCCUACGGACAGGCCAGUCGCCCCCCGAGAUGAUGUCUUUGAAUACAUCAUUUUUAGAGGAAGUGACAUCAAAGACUUGACUGUUUGUGAGCCACCAAAGCCGAACUGCCCCUUACCCCAAGACCCAGCCAUAGUGCAGGUAAAGGUGCAAUGUUCAUCCCUGGGGUCCAGUUCGACUCCGUCCUUCCAGUCCAUGGGCUCCUAUGCACCCUUCAGCCGGGCCCCUGUGCGUGCCUACAGCCAGUUCUGCUCCACUCCCCUGGUGCCCCAGCCUGUCGGGGCCAAUGCAGGUGCUGGAAGUUCAGGGUCCGCAUUCAGUAACGACGCGAGCAUAGCCGCCCCUCUGUCCCAGAGCACUGUCCCCUCGGACUCCGUGUCUCUGAGCACACGUGUGCCUGAAGCUCCCAGCAGCUCCGCUCUGGACGCUGUGCGGAAAAGCCCAACUGCCGAGCACCCUGUGCAGCCUGCGCCUCUAGCACCCCCCACUGGAGCAGCUGUCUCUGUGGCUCAGAGGAGUCCUGGAGCAGCAGCAGCCGCAGGAGGAGGAAGGCCCCCCCUCAGCUCCCAGAAACAACCUGCUGUGAGCCAGGAGCAGACCAGGGUGGCUGAUGCUGAGAGAGCCUCUCGUCCAGAAUUGGAUGCGGCAAAGGCUGAGAACCGUGACUCCAGCAGACGCCAGGGCCCUGGUGCUCCUGCAGUGAGAAGGGGUAGAGGUGGAGGAGGUGGGGCAGGAGCAGGUGGAGCUGGAGGAGGCGGGGCUAGUGGUGGUGGGAGUCAACGUGGGCGUGGUCGGUUUAACGUGCGCAGGGACGGACCAAUGAAGUUCGAGAAGGACUUUGACUUUGAAAGCGCCAAUGCCCAGUUCAACAAGGAGGAGAUUGACCGCGAGUUCCAGAGCAAGCUCAAAAUUAAAGACGAAAAGGCUUUGAACGGGGAAGACAAGGGCGACUCGGGUGUGGAGACCCAGAAUAGUGAGGGCAACGUUGAUGAGGAAGACCCGCUUGGGCCCAACUGCUACUACGACAAGUCCAAGUCCUUCUUUGACAACAUUUCCUGUGACGACUCCAGAAAAGAGAGAGCAGGUGGCGGCAGGGAGCGCCGGCAGACCUGGGCAGAGGAGAGGAGGAUGAAUGCCGAGACCUUCGGCCUCCCGCUACGCCACAGCCGGGGCCGCGGUGGCUUCCGCGGCAGAGGGGGGUGCGGGGGCUUCCGCGGUGGCCGGGGCCGUGGCGGGGCCAGCCGCGGGUCCUUCGGGCCACCACGUGGGGGAGGGUCCGGUUUCCGGGGAGGUUUCCGAGGAGGCCGUGGUGGCAGGGAGUUCUCUGAGUUUGAGUACCGGAAGGACAACAAGGUGACAGCGUAGUGACCAGGAACACAGCUACACUGCCCCCGCCAUAGGCCAGAGUGCUACUUCCCCCUCCUGCCUCAGAGAGAGAGAGAGAGAGAGAGAGAGAGAGAGAGAGUGAGUGUGUGUGUGUGUGUGUGUGUGUGUGUGUGUGUGCGCGCGCUGACCCCAGCACCACUCUUCCCUCCCCUUUUUUGCGUUUUCUCCCCUUCUUUUCCAUUAGAAAAACAAACCCGAUUGGGAAGUUCAACCUUUUGAUCUUACUUUGAUACGCCCACCACAGAGACGAGGACUUUGUAACUUCAGUGGAAUUAUUCAGUAUUUUUGCAUCAGCAUUUUAGGUUCUUUCUUACAGAAAAGGACAAAAAAGAAAUUAAACAAGUGUAUUUGAUAAUAUUCCUGUUAGAUGUACAAGUGUAUGCAGACACCCGCUGAUACUGUGAACCACCAGUCAAAUAGCUUUAUUUUUCCUCUGAUGUCUUAUAGAAGCACCAAACCCCUGUACAUAUCUUAUAGGGUGCAAGUGAAGGCCCCUAGUGCCUGAGUGGUGUACCAGACAGCCACUGACCUGUGGGGUGGUGGUCUGCCAUGUGCGGGAUGGGCAUGUGGGUGCACCUCUCGCGUGUGGAAGGUAGAUGUAGGCGCUAAUACAGUAUGCUGAUGGUUUUUUUUUGUUGUUGUUGUUCUUUUCCCUCCCUAUGUUUGUUUGUUUUUUUUUCCCUUACAUUUUUUUGUAGUGACAAUUUUUUUUUUCAUUUAGUUUUUUGUUUAGUUUUUUUCUUUUUUUUUCUUCAAUAUAAAGAGUUUGUAAUCUUCCCCUUCCUUUCUUGCUAGGUAAAGUGUCUGGACCAGUACUCUCGUUAGGUCUUCUGAGGUCAGACAGCUCGUACUUAUCCAACCUAGCUAAUCUCGCAAAGCUGAACUUGGUUCGUAAUGUAUCGAUAAGGCCGAUACAGUUACCCAUUUAUCUUAGCACACAGGACAAGGACAGGGCGCUUCAAUGUUCUUAAGACUGAAUACUUUUCUUGUCCUAUAAAGAAUUGGACUCUGAUGCCUUUUUAGUGCCAUUCUAGACAGGAGCCUAUUGCAAUACCUUGCUUGGACAGACUGCUAAUUUCUGUUUCUCCUCCCAGAAACUAUGAUGGGCUGAGCACAUUUACGUAAAACAAAACAGACACACACACACACACAUGUAUGUGCAUAUAUAAAUAUAUACACACGUAUAUGUAUGUGCAUAUAU
Messenger RNA from Electrophorus electricus (electric eel), 2919 nucleotides. It is a transcript of the gene lsm14ab, whose product is annotated as LSM14A mRNA processing body assembly factor b. Gene Ontology annotation, cellular component: P-body. Lineage: Eukaryota; Metazoa; Chordata; Actinopteri; Gymnotiformes; Gymnotidae. The record is from RefSeq and is a predicted model, not a curated record. Gene Ontology annotation, molecular function: mRNA binding. Gene Ontology annotation, biological process: cytoplasmic stress granule assembly; P-body assembly.